UCAAUUUGCAUAAAUGCCAUCCUGGCCUCUCCCUGCUACGCAACUUGUGUAAGUACUGGAAAAACUCGUGGCAUUCAUAGAGAGAACAGCUCUAGAUAAAAGCUUUGGUAGAGACCACCAAGCCUUGUGGAGCUUUUCUGCUGGGAGCAGCUGUGAUCUGAAGCGGGACAAUGGCUGCCAGCUGGACAAAAGGCAGGUACCUCUUUCAAGGCAACUAUACCUGCUUGACCAUGUAUGCUGCGCUCUCUCUUCUCCUCCUGGCAGCCUGCCUGCCCUCUGGAUGGGCGCAGACAGCCCUGGAUGACUACAUAAAGCAGGAUGACCCUCAUUACAACUACACUGUCACAAAGAAGGAAGACAGGCCUGGCGUCACCCUCUACACCCUCAACAUGACCUCCCUGAAGUGGCUGAAUGAGUCUGAAGUGGAUAGGCCAAUUUGGUGGCAUGAGCUGUUCAUUGCUGUGUCAAAGGAACAAAAACUGGAGGACUCAUGUUUGCUGAUCAUUGGGAAUGGAAGAAAUGAUGCAUCUAAUACUAUCAUAGAUUUUAGAGUUGGUGAUAUCAUCAAUCUAGCAAAAUCCACUGGGUCCUGUGCAGCGCUUUUGGGGCAGAUUCCCAACUACCCAAUCACCUACAAGAAAAUCCCCAUAAAAAGAUGUAAGAGGAGCUCUGAAAAUGCUGCAGUUGCUUGUUCGUGGUGGAAGUUCAUGAACGAUGAGAGUGAGCCGCCACACGUGCUGAUUCAGUUUCCAAUGGUCAAGGCAGCUGUGCGUGGCAUGGACACUGUAACAGAUUUAAUGCUGAAAGAAUCCGGUGGAAAGGUGAAAAUCAAAAAGUUCACAUUGACUGGUGUUUCCAAGCGCGGCUGGACCACCUGGGUCACAGCAGCUUUGAAGAAGAGAGUUGUGUCAUUUCUUCCAAUUGUCUAUGAUCAGUUGAAUUUCAUUCAGAACUGGCAUCAUCAAUACCGAGCAUACUGUGGCUGGUCAUGUACACGGAAUGAUUACUAUCACUUGAAUAUAACUCGGCAGUUGGACACCACACGGUUCCAGAAAUUAAAUUCACACAUUGAUCCAUUUGCAUAUAAUGAGCGAUACCAAAAUAAGACCUGGUGCUCAAUUGGUGCAACAGGAGAUGAAGUCAACCUGCCUGAUGACACUUACUAUUUCUUUGAUCAGCUAGCUGGAAAGAAAUACAUCCGAUUCCUCCCGAACACUAAUCACGCUGCGACAUUACUCCCAUGGAGUAAACCAUCUGUCCUAGAGACGUGCAGAGCCUUUUAUCUCAGCACCAUGCAGAAUUUGACCAUGCCUCAAAUUUCUUGGAAAAGGGUGGAGACAAAUGCCACAGGUAUUAUCUAUCUCUACACAGAUCAGGAGCCUUCAGAAACUAAAUGUUUCUUUGCUUGCACAUGGCUCACCAACAGGCGUGACUUCAGGGUAUUAAGGUGUUCCUUCCCUUUUUUGAGUCUUACGUUUUGGAAACCUUGCAAGGUUGAUAAAGUGGGAACAGGUGUUUAUAAAGCAGAAUUGUCAAAGCCAUUAUUGGGAUGGAAGGGUUUCUUUAUUGAGGUAACUUUCAAAGGACCUGAGAACGAUAAGCAUGUUUUCACCUCAGAGGUUCAAAUCAUCCCAGACACUUUUCCAUGUGCAGACUGCAAGGGAGAAGGAUGCUAUGGGAAGCUGGUGUGAAACCCUGCAGAGAAAAUGUAGCUCCUGUUGCUGAGGGGAGGCAUGAGGGAAGACAUAAGAGGCAUUGGAAAACCAUGCGGAGAAGCGAGUGGACAGAGAAGGAACCUCAUGCAGAGAAAGCAGACAGGUCCCACUUAAACUAAAAUGCAGUAGGUGCAGGGGUGUCACUCAGGAUCAGGAGACCUAAACAAGGACCAGAUGCUGUGGCAAUGGGGAAUGGGGAAUGUGUAGGGUGGAUGUGUGAAGAAUAUCAGACAUGAGAGGAAGGGGCUGGUUAUAUAGAAUGAUGAACAAGUAAAUAUGACACAGGAAAGUGUGCCUUUUUGAUUCCCAGUGCCCUGGAUCAUAAUAAAGAAUAUAGCUGUGUUUUAUAAGUCUUCAAUUAAACUCUUUACUAGUUUUUGAUCGUUUUAUGCAGACAGUACAGUGGUACCUCGGGUUACAUACACUUCAGGUUACAGACUCCGCUAACCCAAAAAUAGUGCUUCAGGUUAAGAACUUUGCUUCAGGAUGAGAACAGAAAUCGUGCUCCGGCGGCGCAGCGGCAGCAGGAGGCCCCAUUAGCUAAAGUGGUGCUUCAGGUUAAGAACAGUUUCAGGUUAAGAACAGACCUCCAGAACAAAUUAAGGACUAAACCCGAGGUACCACUGUACAAUUCCUUAUCUUACUUUCAAGACAGUUUAACCUCAUAAUGGGAUUAACAUUCUCUAAUCUAAGUAAUUAAUUACAUCUGUCAUGUAAAGUGAUUAAGUUCAAAUUCUGCACAAGGCACAGGCCAACUUAGUUGCUUUCUUGGCUAGCUAUUAUCUGUUACCUUUAGGUUCCUCUCUGCAAAAUGGGGUGUAAUAAUAAAACGAAUAUGCCAUUGUACCAUC
Podarcis raffonei (Aeolian wall lizard) is the source of this 2566-nucleotide messenger RNA. Its product is annotated as autocrine proliferation repressor protein A-like. The record is from RefSeq and is a predicted model, not a curated record. NCBI's taxonomy places the organism in Eukaryota, Metazoa, Chordata, Lepidosauria, Squamata, Lacertidae. Bases 171 to 1691 code for a protein of 506 amino acids. The transcript has 13 exons.